Molecule: messenger RNA, 492 nt
Organism: Periconia digitata
Lineage: Eukaryota; Fungi; Ascomycota; Dothideomycetes; Pleosporales; Periconiaceae
Source: the annotation of a GenBank genome assembly
UCUGCUCUUCCUCCCCCACCUGCUGCUCACCACCGAAAUCACCCUCAACCAGGAACCAUGAGUCUAUCCAAACUCCCUGCUGAGAUCUUCAAGAUCACAAUUCACCAUGUUGUACUCGAAGCCGGUAUGAACAGAGCGUGGACUCUACGACAAGUCAAUCGGAUCUUCGCUGCCGAGAUCAAACACGACAUACUCACUCACCAAACCAGGAACGUGAUUGAACCGCUUCUACCUGAAUUAGUAACCUUCGAGUCGGAAAGUGUGUUUCCCAAAGAUAUUAUUGGCGAGAAUAUCGAGUACUAUCUCCACAGCUGCUUGAUUAAUCCACUGGAUGCCAGUAAGCCAUUCAUUGCCAAAGUUCGCCAACUCAUUGAAUUCGUAUGCGAGGAGCAGAAAAUCGUCGUGGAAGCUGCCCGCCGCGACUGCUCGAGCUUGUUGUGUCAAGGCCUGGUAGCAAUGCUAGGCGAGCGCCGAAUCAUCGACAUGUUGUAG